AUCUUUACCAAUCACCACCUUUAUAAACUCAAAACCUAGUUCGCCAUUUCCCUUCACUCCUCUCACCACCCCCUCCCAUUUACACAUUUCUCAAAUCAAAAGCUAUCUCACCUAUUCAUUUUGUUCAUUCUGUUCAUUAGUGCAUCAACUAGUAAACCAGGAAAAUGACACAAAUGGGACGACAAUGGUGGCUCAAAACCACCACCUCUACAACCGCCGGAGCCACGGCGGUAGACACCCUUUACGGCGGUGGUCGCACCACCAGAAGUUGUAGUUCAACAUCAUCAGAAAAUAAUACUGCAAUGAGCUCAUGUUGUGGGCUAUCAAGAUUAAUGAGGAAGUUGAAGAGACGUAGCAAUAAAAUGUUGAAAACAGCGGCGAGUAGUACUACGUAUACUAGUCGACAAUCAUCGUUCCAAUGUCGGUACGAUCCACUUAGUUAUGCAUUGAACUUUGAUACAAGUGGAACUGGAAGUUUAUUGGACGAAGAUUAUUACAAGUUCUGUGCUUUUUCUUCAAGGUUUGUUGCUACACCAAAAGCUGAUCAUCACUGUCAAACUUUAAUGGCUGCUGCUUCCCACUAAUAUAAAGAUCUAGUGGGAAAAAAGAAAAUUAAGCAAAAAAAAGGGAAACGUAUGUAUCAUUUUAUCAUAUUAUUUCUUUUAAACUUGAUGGAUAUGAAAAUGUUGUAUACGGCUUAUUAAUUUGAGGAUAAGAAAUCCCAAGUUUUGGAGGAACGUAAAGGAAAUGUCUUCAAUCUUUACUUU
This is a messenger RNA of Nicotiana attenuata, 767 nucleotides long. RefSeq lists its product as uncharacterized. Bases 165 to 584 code for a protein of 139 amino acids. The record is from RefSeq and is a predicted model, not a curated record. NCBI's taxonomy places the organism in Eukaryota, Viridiplantae, Streptophyta, Magnoliopsida, Solanales, Solanaceae. The transcript has a single exon.